This is a messenger RNA of Pollicipes pollicipes, 3791 nucleotides long. RefSeq names its product ubiquitin carboxyl-terminal hydrolase 33. NCBI's taxonomy places the organism in Eukaryota, Metazoa, Arthropoda, Thecostraca, Pollicipedomorpha, Pollicipedidae. Gene Ontology annotation, molecular function: zinc ion binding; cysteine-type deubiquitinase activity. The coding region runs from base 118 to 2439 and encodes 773 amino acids. The transcript has 7 exons. Gene Ontology annotation, biological process: protein deubiquitination. The record is from RefSeq and is a predicted model, not a curated record.
GUGUAUGUUGUGCGCCGGUCGGGGCAGAGGUGGUGAGAGGGGUAGAGUCAUAGAGAAAUACAUCCCUGGGACGUUGCAAGUGUCUGCUGUUUCACCUGGUAGCCGCCAGUGUCCGCAAUGUCAAAGCAGCCACUGUCGGCGCCCUGCCAGAGCCGGUGCGGCCACGUGGACCGCAUCGGCACCGAGCUCACACCGGCCGACGUGGAGCAGCGGCGCCGCGACGGCCGCUGCCACUGGUGCGGCCGCCAGGACCCCAACCUCUGGCUGUGCCUGCACGACGGCUGCACGCGACUGGGCUGCGGCGACCAGGCCGACCACAGCACCGAGCACCACCAGCAGCAGCCGCAGCACUGCCUCGUGCUCAACAUCACCACGCUGCGCGUCUGGUGCUACGUGUGCGAGGCCGAGGUAUUCCUGGAGAACAACGUGCCGGCCGUGGGCCACGCCGGCGCCGCCAUCAGCGCCGACAACGUGGACGUGGCCGGCGCGCCGGCCGACAGUGACGACGAAGACGAUCGCAGCGAGGACGAGCCGCCGUGCGGCCUCACCGGGCUGCGAAACAUCGGCAACACGUGCUACAUGAACGCGGCGCUGCAGGCGCUCUCCAACCUGCCGCCGCUGACGCGCUACUUCCUGGACUGCGACCGGCUGGUGCCGGCCGACCGCAAGCCGGGCCUGGCGCGCGCUUACCUGCGUCUGGUGCACGAGAUGUGGAGCCGGCGGCGCGCCAGCUGCCUGGCGCCCACGGCCGUGCUGCAGACGCUGCGCGCGGCGCACCCGCAGUUCCGCGGCUUCCAGCAGCAUGACAGCCAGGAGUUCCUGCGCUGCUUCAUGGACGUGAUGCACGAGGAGCUGCGCCAGCCGACCGGCCGCUUCGACGGCGAGCAGGACGAGCUGGAGGAGCCGGCCGCGGCUCGCGACGACCCGCCCUCCGACUCGGCCGGCUCGGACGGCGAUGAGGAGGACGCCGACUACGAGACGGCCGACUCGGGUCUGAGUGACCGCUCCACGGACAGCGGCUCGGCCGUCCGCUACCGCAGCGUCGUCUCGGACGUGUUCGACGGACGCAUCCUGUCGUCGGUGCAGUGCCUCACGUGCAACGGUGUAUCGGCCACGCGCGAGACGUUCCAGGACCUGUCGCUGCCGAUCCCGAGCCGCGAGCACCUGGCCGUGCUGCACACGCAGGCGGCGUCGGCGGGCCGGCCGGCCGCCUGCGCCCAGCUCUACUCGCAGCAGGGCUGGGCUCCCUGGCUCUGGUCGUGGAUCACCUCGUGGUUUUCGGGCCCGAGCGUGUCGCUGCACGACUGCCUGGCGUCGUUCUUCUCGUCGGACGAGCUGAAGGGCGACAACAUGUACAGCUGCGGCCGCUGCAAGAUGCUGCGCAACGGGCUCAAGUUCUGCCGCGUGCUUGAGCUGCCCGAGGUGCUGACUGUGCACCUGAAGCGCUUCCGGCACGAGCUGGUGUUCUCCGCCAAGCUGGGCACGCACGUCGAGUUCCCGCUGGAGGGUCUGGACAUGUCGGGCUACCUGCACAAGCAGAGCCGCAGCCAGGUGACGUCCUACGACCUGGCGGCCGUCGUGUGCCACCACGGCACGGCCGGCGCCGGCCACUACACGGGCUAUGCGCUGAACCACACCUCGGGGGCCUGGUACGAGUACGACGACCAGUACGUGACGGAGGUCAGCGCCGAGACGGUCGCGUCCUGUCAGGCGUACAUGCUCUUCUACAGGAAGUCUUGCGAGGCGGCCAGCCUGCGCCGGCAACGCGCCACAGAGCUCAUCCACCGGGCGCGCGCCGACCCCUCCCUCCUGCCUUACUACGUCUCGCGACAGUGGAUCAACAAGUUCAACACGUUCGCCGAGCCGGGCCCCAUCGACAACACGGAUUUCCUGUGCCGACACGGCGGCGUGCUUCCGGGCCUGCGCGUGCCGGUGGAGGCGGCCUGCGUACGCCUGCCGGAGGCCGGCUGGGAGUACCUGCACGGCACGCUGGGCGGCGGCCCCGUCGCCAACGCGCUGUUCGAGUGUGGCCCGUGCCGCGCCGAGUGGGACGCGUUGCAGGCGCGGCAGCGGCGCGAGCUGACACCGGCGGCCGCCCUCUCGGCCGCCUGGUACCGCCGCUGGGAGGCGUUCGCGCGCGGCCGCGAACUGGAGCCGCCCGGCCGCAUCGACAACGCCGGCAUCGUGUCGACGCGCGGCGGCGUGACGCAGGUGCGGCCCGGCUCUGACCACGUGCAGCUGCCGGCCGAGCUGUGGGCCUACCUGAAGGGCAUCUACGGCGGCGGGCCCGACCUGGCGCUGGUGCCACCGGCCGCCCGGCACGACCACCCGGAGCCGUCUCGCGCCCGGGAGUCUUCUGCGUCCCCCAUCCCUGGAGUGCACCGGCGCGUGCGGUCCGGGGCCGUGCAGUCGGGCGACGCUCCCAUGAACGAAGGCUAGUCACGCCUCUCUGCGACGGGCGACAAACCCUAAGUUCAACGCGCGGCCGGCAGGUGGCCUUUGGCAUCUGGCGACUGGCCGUUGUUCGAGACUGAGGACGCCCGUACAUGGGUGUUGCACCGGCAGGCACUGACGCACACGAUCGGUGUUGUGUGGUAUGCCGUUUGGUCACCGCAGCGUGCCCCCCCCCCCUCACUGCACAGCCUCGUGAGCAGUCCGCCUUUAAAGACGGGCUGCUCUGAUGAGCGCGCCGUGUGAACCAAAUGGGGAUAAUUGCGGCAGUGCGGGGCUCGCGCCGUGGAUCGGUCCGUUUCAAGUCGCCUGUUCAUUUGGUGAUUCAGUUACCUCGCCAGAUGGGUUGAUGGCGUGAAUGUGUCGGUUAUGUGACACUUGUUAUGAUCAUUGCCGAGAUUGUCAUCACGGAACGUUUUAUCGACAGACCUGACCGUUUGUCAUCGAUCAACGAUGAUAAACGAACAAUGUCAACGAUGUCAACGAUGCAAUGUAUGUUGCCAUUCAUUAGUUUGCGGGUUCGAUCAUUGUCCUAGCAAACCUGUGUCUUCAAAUACUAGUUCGGUUGUAAUAAUACAUCACUGUUACCUUUUGCGGCUUCAAAAUCGGGGCAAGCUUCCGUGCCACGAUUUACGUUGCGAAUGAGUGACCAGGCUUGCGACUUCACUGCGGUUUAAGCCUUCCGAUGUUACGUCAUACUGAGGUGUCGUUCGUAACGGCCCGUAAUGUCCCUGCCUAGCGAGCGUCGCGCAACAGUUCGCGUCGAUUCAUUGACGCAGGCUCUCCAGUCGAAAGAAAAUGACCUUGUUGGACCGCUGUUGAAACGGGCCGAACAGCGACGGGACGAUCUCCCGCUUAUUCCGAGCGGUAACGUCGCGCUGUGCGGCGCGUCAUCGCUCAUUUAGUCCAUAUUUCAGCCGUCGACUCCAGUGGGUUCUGAGUUUUCCGUUUUUCAAACCUCGCCAUUCGAACACCUCAUGGUGAAUUAAUGCUGCUCUGGGGCAACGUGCAGCGAAGCUGAAACGAAGCGCACUUCUGGCUAAAGAAACCAAGCCCCCGUUGAACUGGUCUUGUUCUGUGUUCUGUGGUCUUGCUGACGCCAAGCUUUGUGGGGAAGGUACGUUUGUUUGUCCGCAUUCCUUCGUUGAUGUUGAUGCCAGUGGGAUGUGACUGCGUGUGUGUGCUGGUACGACAUCGCGCUCUGAUGGGGCUCAUGACGGGCCGGCUUGUGGACACUACGUGGCUCACAGCUGCCCCCUGCCAUCCUGGCACUUCAAAUUCCACAUUCGUCACUUGUGAAAACCUUGAUCCGGUAGAUAUCCAAUAAAGAAAAAAAUAUU